AUGAGAGAAGAGGCGAGUGCUCUACAGACCACCUGCUCGGAGUGUCAACCAGCGCAAACGAUGGAUGAAGCUUUUACGGCCCACCUAGCCGAGGACUGGAGAAUCCCCUAUCUUGAGUACCUUCAGAAUGGGAUCCUUCCCGCUGGCUUGAGAGAGACAUAUAAACUAAGAAGAUUGGCUCUAAGGUACUUUACCGAAGGAAACAUCUUAUUCCGGAAGGGCUUCAAUGGAGAGCCUUUAAGAUGCCUUAGCAACGCCGAGGCGCAGAAGGCGCUACAAGAAGUACACGCAGGAGAAUGCAGAGAACGCCAAGGAAAAAAGAAGCUCUACCGACAGCUUCUGGGCAUGGGAUAUUAUUGGCCGGCCAUGGCAAAGGAUGCAUCAACCUACGUCUGUAGUUGCCACACCUGUCAGCUUCAGAAAUCUCCAUCAUAA
This is a messenger RNA of Morus notabilis, 435 nucleotides long. RefSeq lists its product as uncharacterized. The coding region runs from base 1 to 435 and encodes 144 amino acids. The transcript has a single exon. Lineage: Eukaryota; Viridiplantae; Streptophyta; Magnoliopsida; Rosales; Moraceae. The record is from RefSeq and is a predicted model, not a curated record.